GCGGUUCCAGCGCACUCCCCGGUGGUGCGGGGCCUGAGCCUCUCGGCUGGCGCAAGGCUCCGCCGCUCGCGCUCCGGCUCGACCCCGCCCGCUCCCGCCAAGAUGUCCGCCGCUGUGGAGCGGGAGUUUGAGGAGCUGGAUACGCAGAAUCGUUGGCAGCAGCUCUACUUGGAAAUUCGCAACGAAUCCCAUGAUUAUCCUCAUAGAGUGGCCAAGUUUCCAGAAAACAGGAAUCGAAACAGAUACAGAGAUGUAAGCCCAUAUGAUCACAGCCGUGUUAAAUUGCAAAAUGCUGAAAAUGAUUAUAUAAAUGCCAGCUUAGUUGACAUAGAAGAGGCGCAAAGGAGUUACAUCUUAACACAGGGCCCACUUCCUAAUACAGGUUGUCAUUUUUGGCUGAUGGUUUGGCAGCAGAAAACCAAAGCAGUUGUCAUGCUAAACCGAGUUGUGGAGAAAGAAUCAGUUAAAUGUGCACAGUACUGGCCAACAAAAGACGACCACGAGAUGCUGUUUAAAGAAACAGGAUUCAGUGUGAAGUUUUUGUCAGAAGAUGUGAAGUCAUAUUAUACAGUACAUCUACUGCGAUUAGAAAAUAUCAAUACCUGCGAAACCAGAACAAUAUCACACUUUCAUUACACUACCUGGCCAGAUUUUGGAGUCCCUGAAUCACCAGCUUCAUUUCUCAAUUUCUUAUUUAAAGUAAGAGAAUCUGGUUCCUUGAAUCCUGAGCAUGGGCCUGCAGUGAUCCACUGUAGUGCAGGCAUUGGACGGUCAGGCACCUUUUCUCUGGUAGAUACCUGUCUUGUUCUGAUGGAAAAAAGAAAUGAUAUUAACAUUAAACAACUGUUACUGAAUAUGAGAAAAUACCGAAUGGGACUUAUUCAGACACCAGAUCAACUCAGAUUUUCUUAUCUGACAAUAAUAGAAGGUGCAAAAAUUUUAAAGGGAGAUUCAAGUAUACAGGAACAGUGGAAAGAACUCUCUAAAGAAGACUUAUUUCCUGCUUUUGAUCAUUCACCAACAAAAAUAAUGACUGAGAAAUACAAUGGAAACAGAAUAGACCUAGAAGAAGAAAAACUGACAGAUGACAGAUACACAGGACUAUCCUCUAAAAUGCAAGAUUCUGUGGAGGAAAACAGUGAGAGUGUUCUACGAAAACGUUUUCGAGAGGACAGAAAAGCUAACACAGCUCAGAAAGUUCAGCAGAUGAAACAGAGGCUAAAUGAGACUGAACGAAAAAGAAAAAGGCCAAGACUGACAGACACCUAACUAUUCAUGACUUGAGAAUAUUCUGCAGCUAUAAAUUUUGAACCAUUGAUGUGCAAAGCAAGAUCUGAAGUCCACUCCGGAAACUAAAGUGAGGUUUUGAUAAGCCUGUAGAUGGCCUCACAUUUGUCUGUUUACAAAGUAAACUUUACAUCCAGGGAAUGAAGAGCACCACCAGCAGAAGACUUUGCAGACUCUCUAAUUUGAAGUAUUGUUAAGUUUUUAAUGUGUGUAUGAAAUGUAGAAAGAAUGUAAAAGAAGUAAAUUAGGAGAGACUACUUUGCAUUGUACUGCCAUUCCUACUGUAUUUUUAUACUUUUGGCAGCAUUAAAUAUUUUUAUGAAAUA
Suncus etruscus (white-toothed pygmy shrew) is the source of this 1613-nucleotide messenger RNA. It is a transcript of the gene PTPN2, whose product is annotated as protein tyrosine phosphatase non-receptor type 2. The transcript has 10 exons. NCBI's taxonomy places the organism in Eukaryota, Metazoa, Chordata, Mammalia, Eulipotyphla, Soricidae. Gene Ontology annotation, biological process: protein dephosphorylation. The record is from RefSeq and is a predicted model, not a curated record. Bases 103 to 1269 code for a protein of 388 amino acids. Gene Ontology annotation, molecular function: protein tyrosine phosphatase activity.